UGGAAAUAAAAUUCCUUCCUAAAAAGUCAUAUAAUGUAAUCAAGUUCAAGCGUUUAUUCUACGUUGAUUUCUCAAGAUGACGGAUGUUAUUGAUGUAAACAUCAACCAUUUACCAGAAAAUAUUCUGCUAGAAAUCUUGUCCUAUCUCUCUGUCAAGGAUUUGUGUCGGACUGGAAGUGUCUGCAGGUCAUGGCGUCGUGUGGUAAGGGACAAUACACUGUGGAGACAUGUAGACCUCCUCCCCUACCGCCUUAACCUACAAAAGAUGUGGAAGGUGAUCCGCGCUCACUUCUCAGAGUGUCUUCUCACAAUGAAAGUACGCGGUUUUGUGGAUUCAGGGGGACGCAAGCAAAAGAAACCGUCUUUGUCAGACGCGAUGUUACGGGAUCUCGGAGAGAGAUGUCCAAACAUUUGUGACCUUCACCUUCAUAUGUGUAAAACUGACAACAUCUCUGCUGGCAACCUACCAGGCUCCCUCACUCGACUGGUGCUACAUGGUUGCUCAUGGCAACCACGCUGGCUAAAGGGAAACGAAAACAAUCUGAAAAAUAUUGUGGACUUGGACCUGUCUUGUUGCUGCAGGGUGGACAGUUUUGACAUGCAUGACAUUGGAAAUUGGACGAGAAUGAAAACAUUAAAAUUAAAUGGACUUUACAGAUUGAAUGAAAAGGGAAUCAAACAUGUCGCAACGUCCCUACCCCUGCUAGAACGGCUUGAACUGAGUUAUACACAGUGCACUGAACUUGCCGUUCAUCACAUAUCACGUCAUCUCAAAAAUCUCCGUCACCUGAAUAUGUCGAACUGUAGUCUGCUCAACGAUUCUGCCGUGGAGACUUUGUCAUCCGGGCUACAAAAGCUGGAAUAUCUAGAUCUCAAAUCGAACAGCAGACUCACCAUCUCUGGUCUGUCGUCACUCAAGGCUUGUAAAAGGUUGAGUGUGUUGGUGUUUGAUUUCAAUGAUGACACGGAAAAACAACUCUUGCAAGCUGAAUUGCCGAAUUGUACAAUUGUCAAUGGCGAUGUUUGAAAGAAUGACCUAAGAUGUAAAAAGUCAAAGGAAACAGACACAAAAUAUGUAUAAAGGUGUAUGUAUUUAUAAGUAGAUCUUGUCUAGAUCAUGAACAUUCAGAACCAGUUUCAGUAUUCUGUCUGGAAUGAAGAUAAUUUUCAUUGAAUUCAUUUACCCCUGAAGACACAUUUGAACUGUUCCAAUUCAAAGGUUGGAAUAGUUCAUUAUGAUAUUUCAGGGGUGAAUGAUGUUCAGUAGCCUUUUGUGGAUGGAUUCCUAAGGAAAUUCAGAGUCCAGCACAAAAAGUAACUCAAAGCAAAGAUGGCUGGACAACAUCUACAUGAAGGUGAUCGCCAAUUUUCUUUGCAAUGUUAACAAUGUGUCAACACACAAGGUGUGCCCUCAUAGUUCACAGAUCACUUCCAUGUGGAUGUUGUCAGGUUAUCUUCACUUUGAAUAGAUAUACCAUGUCUAUUCUAGAUUAUAGAUUACACAGAUUCAAUGUACAUGGAAAUGUAUGGUAAAUAAAAAUGGUUGGAGUGGGGCUGUUACAUGUCAUGUUUCAUAAAACUAUAAGCAGGUUCAGUUAACUUAAUAUAGAAUUAUUAUACCUCUACUUAUUUUACACUAUACAAAAGUAACCACAUAAACAAGCUAUUUCCCCUCUUACUGC
Messenger RNA from Mizuhopecten yessoensis (Yesso scallop), 1682 nucleotides. RefSeq names its product F-box/LRR-repeat protein 12-like. Bases 77 to 1027 code for a protein of 316 amino acids. Gene Ontology annotation, molecular function: protein binding. The record is from RefSeq and is a predicted model, not a curated record. Gene Ontology annotation, cellular component: SCF ubiquitin ligase complex. The transcript is spliced from 3 exons. Lineage: Eukaryota; Metazoa; Mollusca; Bivalvia; Pectinida; Pectinidae. Gene Ontology annotation, biological process: SCF-dependent proteasomal ubiquitin-dependent protein catabolic process; positive regulation of protein ubiquitination.